GCAGAGCUUCAGUAAGAGGAAACAGAGACAGAGCUGGCACAUAGUACUUGAUCUAGUUAUAAUUUCAGUGUUUAUACAUUGUUAAUGAAGUCAAACAUAAGCUAGAAACGAUAUAUAUUGAGCAGGGUGAUUAAUUAACUCUUUCUCCGCAGAAGUGACUGAUGCUCAGAGCGAUGUUCUCCAGUGAACACUUCAACAGAGAAGCCUGCUAGCUCUCUUGCUUUUUGUUUUCUUUCAAUACCCCGAGUUUUCCUCAGUUUCUUCAACGUUUCGGUAAAAACGCCGGUGUGCAUCAUGACAGGAAUAAUGUCUGCCCUGAAGGGCUGCACGAGCCCCAAUGUGUACGAUGAGGUGCCAGACGGAGGCUGGGGUUGGCUGGUGGCUGCUGCCUUCUUCUUCGUGGAGGUUUUCAUCUAUGGCAUCAUCAAGAUUUUUGGGAUCUUCCUCCAGGACCUCAUGACAGACUUCAAUGAAACCAACAGCAGAGUGUCUUGGGUCGUCUCCAUCUGUGUCUUUGUCAUGGCCUUCACAGCUCCUCUUUCCACGGUGAUGAGUAACCGCUUUGGCUAUCGGCCUGUCGUCAUGCUCGGUGGACUCCUGAUCAGCCUGGGUACAAUUACAACAGCCCUUACCAACUCCAUCAUUGAGAUGUACAUUACCAUGGGAAUCGUCGCAGGCCUGGGUUACUGCCUUACCUUCCUGCCUACAGUUACUAUCUUGUCGCAGUACUUCAGCAAGCGCCGUUCCCUCGUCACAUCCAUAGCCUCCACAGGAGAAUGCUUCUCCCUGCUAGCGCUUGCGCCAGCAAUGAAUGCGCUGAAGGAGCAGAUCGGCUGGCGUAACUGCUUGGUCGUGAUUGGGGUUAUGCAGGCCUCAAUUAUUGUCUGUGGGGCUCUGCUAAAGCCAAUAGUCAUCAAACCCAAACCCGCCGCCCCAGAGAGUUCCACAUCCCCCCUUAAAGAACCUGAAUCCAAAUAUGACCUGGAGAAUGAAUUCACACGGACCUCUUUCGGCUCUGUGGACUCAGGGGUCCAGUCUGUCACCUCUUCCCAGAUCAACCUGUCUGAGGGCCAGACAUCUACAGUACAGGAGAAAAAAGCACUUAAGGAAAAGGAGGAAGAAGAAAACGAGCCACCAGUGCUGCCCGAGUCCCCACUCAAAAAGGAACUAGAAGACUCAAGCAUCUCUAGGCCCAAGUUGUUGGACUUCUCUGUGCUCAGAGACGCCAGCUUCAACUGCUAUGCACUGUUUGGCCUGUUCGCCACUCUGGGCUUCUUCGCUCCUCAGCUCUAUGUCAUUGAGCUGAGCGUGAGCCGAGGAGUGUCACGUGACCAUGCCACCUACAUGCUCUCGGCCAUGGCCGUGGCUGAGAUUCUAGGUCGUCUGUCCAUGGGUUGGGUGCUCAAUCGCAGGCCCAUCCGCAAAAUCUACAUUCUGCUGAUUUGCACGGUGCUGCUGUGUCAGGUGCUGGUCGUCUUCACCUUUGUCACUGAGUUCUGGGGGCUCAUGUCCUGCUCCUGUUUCUAUGGCUUCCUGCUGGGCACCGUGGCCUCCAGUCACAUCCCAAUGCUGGCUGAAGAUGACGUGAUCGGCAUUCAGAGAAUGUCAUCGGCUGUUGGCGUCUAUGUCUGUAUCCAGAGCUUUGCGGGACUGGCCGGUCCACCUUUAGGAGGUUUUCUGGUAGACAUGACUGACAAUUACGGAUCAGCCUUUUACUCCUGCGCGGCUGGGAUGGGAGUCGGGGCUCUGUUUCUUGGACUGGUGCGUCCAGCCAAAACCGGCCUUUGCCUUGGGAGGAGAAAAAAUGACCAGCAAACAGACAGAGACUCCAGCUCACAGGGUAGUGAUUAUGGCCCUGCCGACUUUGUAGAAAUGGACAUGGAGAUCGACAACAGUCCUGCAAAGAGCAAACCUUGGCCAGUAUGAAUACCGCCUCACCUCAAGAGUAAACACGCUUAUCCUCCACUUGAAUGAUCAUCCCAAAGGCUGCCACACACAAACCCUGUGCAAACAGGGUCAAAACCUAACUUUACGUCAAUUAAAGAAAGAGUUUUAUCACUCUUCAUUGCACUUUUUUGCUGACCACCCAAUCAUAAUCCCUAAAACACGUUUACAUUCCUUGUCAUUAUUUAUUGAAAAGAAACAAAAGUUUUGAGGUUCCUUUCCUGUCAUAUUGUGUACCACUUACUAGUCUCUACAGAUAAACAUGCUUUUAGAGAGGACAAGAAUUAAACCCAUUAAGCAUUCAAUGCUAUUCUUCUCAUUUACCAAAGUCUUAGUGUGAAAUGCAACUUCACUCUUUAUUUCAUUAUUAUAUUGUCCACAAACCAUCAUACCGCUGUAACAUAUAAAAAAGAAACCUCAGGCUGUUUUGCUGCUUACAGUGAGGCCAUGAUGCAUAUGUAUAUUUCAUUAGGUUCAGAGUUAAAGGUGGGGUAAGCGAUUUUUCAAAAAUGCUUUAGAAAACUGAUUCGGGCCGAC
Sinocyclocheilus anshuiensis is the source of this 2481-nucleotide messenger RNA. RefSeq names its product monocarboxylate transporter 7-like. The coding region runs from base 295 to 1926 and encodes 543 amino acids. The record is from RefSeq and is a predicted model, not a curated record. The transcript is spliced from 6 exons. NCBI's taxonomy places the organism in Eukaryota, Metazoa, Chordata, Actinopteri, Cypriniformes, Cyprinidae. Gene Ontology annotation, biological process: monocarboxylic acid transport; transmembrane transport. Gene Ontology annotation, molecular function: monocarboxylic acid transmembrane transporter activity.